UCUGGGUUGGUCUGGGCGAAGGAGGAGGCCUAUUUACUUACCUUGUUUAUGUCGAUGUUCGUAGUUUGUUUACAGUAAAGUAAAACAUUCUCUCUGACUUCGAGGCCUGCAAAGGACACAUUUUUAUCCAAUUAUUGCGCGACAGAGAAAAAGCCGCAAACAUGAAAUGGAUGUUUAAAGAGGACCAUUCUCUUGAGCACCGAAGUGUAGAAUCAGCAAAAAUUCGCAACAAAUACCCUGACAGGGUUCCGGUGAUUGUAGAAAAAGUAUCUGGAUCCCAGAUAGUGGAUAUUGACAAGCGUAAAUACUUAGUGCCCUCUGACAUCACGGUGGCUCAGUUCAUGUGGAUCAUUAGGAAACGAAUUCAGCUGCCCUCGGAAAAAGCUAUCUUCCUCUUCGUGGACAAGACUGUGCCGCAGUCCAGCAUAACAAUGGGACAGCUGUACGACAAGGAGAAAGAUGAAGAUGGCUUUUUAUACGUGGCUUACAGUGGCGAGAACACCUUUGGCUUUUAAAACACUUGCCUACACCUAGCGAUACCUAGCCAUCAGCCCGAAUCCUCAAACUCAACGAUCAAGAAAUGUGCUGUGCGAAAAGGAUGAAAAUGAAGCGGUGACGAUAAAGAUAGUGAAUGUGGAUGCACCCAGUUGUUUCAA
Engraulis encrasicolus (European anchovy) is the source of this 656-nucleotide messenger RNA. RefSeq names its product gamma-aminobutyric acid receptor-associated protein-like 2. Gene Ontology annotation, biological process: autophagy of mitochondrion; macroautophagy; cellular response to nitrogen starvation. The record is from RefSeq and is a predicted model, not a curated record. NCBI's taxonomy places the organism in Eukaryota, Metazoa, Chordata, Actinopteri, Clupeiformes, Engraulidae. Gene Ontology annotation, molecular function: ubiquitin protein ligase binding. Gene Ontology annotation, cellular component: autophagosome; cytosol; autophagosome membrane. The transcript has 4 exons. Bases 162 to 515 code for a protein of 117 amino acids.